Molecule: messenger RNA, 1706 nt
Organism: Styela clava
Lineage: Eukaryota; Metazoa; Chordata; Ascidiacea; Stolidobranchia; Styelidae
Product: growth hormone secretagogue receptor type 1-like
Biological process (GO): G protein-coupled receptor signaling pathway
Cellular component (GO): plasma membrane
Molecular function (GO): G protein-coupled receptor activity
Source: RefSeq, a predicted model, not a curated record
GACAUUAAUAUGAAUAUUGAUGUAUACAAGUAGAAUUAAGAUACAGAUAUGGAAUUUUCAGCGGCUGUGUACCGGAAUGCCGGUAGUGGAGUUAUCACUCCAAAUAUUACCUCCUUGACAACGCUCGUAACGACUAUUACAGUAAAUUUCAGCGAAAAUGUACUUCAUGGACACCCGGCUUCUCACAAUGCUCAGAUCGUCAUCACAGUUUUGAUUGCUGUACUUGGACUUUGGAGUACUAUUGGAAAUUUAUUAACGAUAUUAGCAAUAUCUAUGCACAGAAAUAUGAGAACCAAAUGCAACUUCUUUAUAUUCAGCCUUGCCAUUUCUGAUUUAUUAUCGGGGGCUAUCGCAUCGCCCCUAUGGUUAUAUAGACGAACAUGGGGAUUUCAGCAAUGGAUGUGGGGUGAAUUCCCAUGUAAACUAUUUUGGUUUGUCGACGAGUCUACAUCCUACUGUACGGCAAUGCAUAUUGCAUCAUUCGCUGUGUGGCGAUUUAUGGGUGUGAGAUGGCCCCAUGUACUAGAAAAAUUAGAAAAGUGGAGUGUGAAAAUUUGGCUCGGAGUAAUAUGGGUAAUAGCCCUCGUUUUUGGAGGAGCAAUUUUCUGUACUUUUUAUUCAGUGGAGGAUAGAAGCCAUAUGUCGUUGGAGUCCGACUUUGCAAGAUGGCCAGCUUGUUCCAUCAAGACCGAAGAUGGGGGUGUCACGAAACACCUGAUCUACUACACAUUUUCAUCAGCUUGUUUUAUGUUAUUGCCGAUGUUGAUAUUGUUCAUGUCUUCAAUAUUUAUUAUACGUGAAUUAUUAUGGUAUUCCAAAGUCAAGACAUCAUCCAGAAAAUCUAAAGAACGUAAGGCCGUGUGGCAGCUUGCACUUAUCGCUGCCUCAUUUUUAGUCGGAUACAUUCCAAUGACAAUCUAUGUGAUGUGGACGACUCGUACUAAACACGGAGAUUACAGGCUUGAUUACUGGAUUCACGUUGGAGCGUAUUUUUGUCUGAGAAUGUCAGAAUGUUUUAAUCCAAUAAUAUACAAUAUUGCGUCAGCAAGUAUGAGGAAAGCUUCGAAACGUACGAUACAUUUUAUAAGGAACUGUUGCCGAAGCGAUGCGGAGUUGGAUUUUAUUUCCCAUAGUCCGGCAUGCAACCAUAAACGUUUGAUAAGAAAAAAUCCCCACAAAUUUAAUAUUCAUCAAUAUAACGGCAGGCAUCAUCACCAUAAUAAGCAAAAUAAUCAGAUUGGGGACUCUAAGAAAGCUUAUUUAUCAUCCACUCCCAAUUCACCUGCGUUUGUCUUCCCUCAAAGAACUGUCAAUAAAGAAGUCAAUGGACAUACAACAAAAGUCUUCAAACGCUUUCGAUUGGCUAAGGGUGCAAGCGAAACGGAAGAGUUUAUUCACAAAGGCGCAGAUGACAUGAGCAUGAUGUCGACAACAUCAGCUAAAGUGUGCUCACCUGUUUAACAUCCUUUUGCAACAAGUUAGAAAUCCGACUGUGCAGUAUUAUUUCAAUAAAAAUUCAAAAAUUUUCACAUUUGACAACAAUUGUCGUUUUUCAUUAUUUUAAUUAGUAUCUCUGAGAAUCAUUUAUACGCAAAACACCAUGUUUGGAGCUCAAUUUUAUAUUAUUAUUGUAUAACCACAAUAAUUAAAUGCAUUGAUCGAUUAUAAGUUUCAUUGGUCUAUUUUAAUAAACUAUUGUUUUUUUU